AUGUCCAACAGCAGCUCCAUCAGGCACUUCCUCCUGCUGGCAUUGGCAGACACACGGCAGCUGCAGCUCCUGCACUUCUGCCUCUUGCUGGGCAUCUCCCUGGCUGCCCUCCUGGCCAACGGCCUCAUCAUCAGCACCGUAGCCUGUGGCCACCACCUGCACAUGCCCAUAUUCUUCUUCCUGCUCCACCUGGCCCUCAGCGACCUGGGCUCCAUCUGCACCACUGUCCCCAAAGCCAUGCACAAUUCCCUCUGGGACACCACCACCAUCUCCUACACAGGAUGUGCUGCUCAGCUCUUUUUCUUUCUGUUCUUCAUUUCAGCAGAGUAUUUCCUCUUGACCAUCAUGUGCUAUGACCGCUACGUGUCCAUCUUCAAACCCCUGCACUACGGGACCCUCCUGGGCAGCAGAGCUUGUGCCCACAUGGCAGCAGCUGCCUGGGCCAGUGCCUUUCUCACUGCUCUCAUGCACACAGCCAAUACAUUUUCCCUGCCCCUGUGCCAUGGCAAUGUCCUGGACCAGUUCUUCUGUGAAAUCCCAGCAAUCCUCAAGCUCUCUUGCUCCAAAUCCCACCUCAGGGAAAUUGGGAUUUCAGUUUUCACUACCUUUUUAGCAUUUGGCUGUUUUGUGUUCAUGGUUUUCUCCUACGUGCAGAUCUUCAGGGCUGUGCUGAGGAUCCCCUCUGAACAGGGACGGCACAAAGCCUUUUCCACCUGCCUCCCUCACCUGGCUGUGAUCUCCCUGUUCCUCAGCACUGUAACAUUUGCCUACCUGAAGCCUCCCUCCAUCUCCUCUCCAUCUCUGGAUCUGGCCCUGUCAGUUCUGUACUCGGUGGUUCCUCCAGCCCUGAACCCCCUCAUCUACAGCCUGAGGAACAAGGAGCUAAAGGCUGCAGUGUGGAGACUCAUCACAGAAUGGUAUCAGGAACAUUAA
This is a messenger RNA of Passer domesticus (house sparrow), 933 nucleotides long. RefSeq names its product olfactory receptor 14J1-like. Gene Ontology annotation, biological process: G protein-coupled receptor signaling pathway. The coding region runs from base 1 to 933 and encodes 310 amino acids. Gene Ontology annotation, cellular component: membrane. NCBI's taxonomy places the organism in Eukaryota, Metazoa, Chordata, Aves, Passeriformes, Passeridae. The record is from RefSeq and is a predicted model, not a curated record. The transcript has a single exon. Gene Ontology annotation, molecular function: odorant binding; olfactory receptor activity; G protein-coupled receptor activity.